Erigeron canadensis is the source of this 1770-nucleotide messenger RNA. RefSeq names its product protein NRT1/ PTR FAMILY 5.4. Gene Ontology annotation, cellular component: membrane. The record is from RefSeq and is a predicted model, not a curated record. Lineage: Eukaryota; Viridiplantae; Streptophyta; Magnoliopsida; Asterales; Asteraceae. The coding region runs from base 15 to 1685 and encodes 556 amino acids. The transcript is spliced from 4 exons. Gene Ontology annotation, molecular function: transmembrane transporter activity. Gene Ontology annotation, biological process: transmembrane transport.
ACUACUUUUUUCAAAUGGCAAUGGAGACUUCCGUGGUCUUAACCAAAUGUGACCAUCAUGAUGUCAACACUUCAUCAAAAAUCCCCAUCAAAGGUGGUUGGAGAUCCGCCUUAUUCAUCAUUUUUGUGGAAUUUGGAGAGCGAUUUGCUUACUAUGGAGUAUCAGGAAAUCUCAUCACGUACCUCAACCAUGUUCUGAAGCAGCCUCUUGGUACCGCGGCUAAAAAUGUUAACUUAUGGCACGGCGUGUCCGCAAUCUUCCCUCUUGUUGGUGGUUUCGUGGCAGAUUCUUAUGUUGGUCGAUUUAAAACUAUCAUCUUUUCAUCCGUUACGUAUCUCUUGGGACUAAUAUUGUUAGUCGUAUCAGUAGAAGCAAUCCCAUUGAAGGAUCGUGAACUAGCUUUCUUUGUAGCUCUCUAUAUCAUCAACAUUGGUGAAGGUGGUCAUCGUCCCUGUAUUCAGACCUUUGCGGCUGAUCAAUUCGAUGACCAUCUCCCAGAGGAAAAAGCCGCCAAGAGUUCAUUUUUCAACUGGUGGUAUUUGGGCAUCGUACUCGGGGCCACAACUGCGAUACUUGUUGUCGUUUAUGUUCAAGACUACAUUGGGUGGGGGUGGGGGUUUGGCAUACCAGGGGUCGUGGUAGCUGCGGCGCUUGGAGUGUUCUUAGCUGGAAAGAGUACGUAUCGCCAAGAGGCUCCGGUUGGGAGCCCACUUACAAAGGUGGCACAGGUGCUGGUCGCUGCAGUUAAGAAGAGGCGGUUGGCACAAGAAAGCCGGUUUGGCAUGUGUGUUGUUGAGGCAGGGGAAAGUGGCAAAGCUAUGACUCGGACCAACCAGUUCAGGUUCUUGGAUAAGGCCGCAUUCAUAGAUGAAAUAGAUGCAUCGUCGGAGAAAAAGGACAAUUGGAGACUUUGUACCAUUGACCAAGUGGAGCAUGUGAAGCUACUUUUCCGUCUGAUCCCGAUAUGGAUAUCUUGUUUGAUGUUCAUGGUCGUCAUAGCCCAGCUCAGCACUUUCUACACUAAACAAGCCAGCACUUUAAACCGCUACAUAGGCUCCAGCAAGUUCGAAAUCCCAGCGGCAUCUCUUCAAGUCAUUCCAGGCCUAACUAUCCUAAUUAUGGUUCCACUCUACGAACACCUCCUAAUCCCAACAGCCAGACGCCUCACAGAACAAUCCUCGGGAAUCACAUUGCUCCAACGAAUAGGAGUCGGGAUUUUUUUCUCGAUAUUGACCAUGAUUGUAUCAGCACUAAUCGAAUCCAAAAGAGUCAAAGUUGCUGCACACCAUGGACUAAUGGACUUUCCCAAUACGAUUCUUCCAAUGAGUGUAUGGUGGCUGGUGCCGCAGUACUUGCUGAUGGGGAUAUCCGACAUUUUUUGCAUUGUGGGAUUGCAAGAGUUGUUCUAUGACCAGGUCCCUGAGGAGAUGAGGAGCAUGGGAGCCGCAGCUUAUCUGAGUAUUGUGGGCGUAGGGAGUUUCAUAAGUAGUGCGCUGAUAUCUGCCGUACAAGUGGUUACAGCAAAACAUAGCGAGGAAUGGUUGAAGGGGGAUAACAUAAAUAGAGCACAUCUCGACUAUUUCUACUGGCUUUUGGCGUGUUUGAGUGGCUUGAGUUUGGUUUUGUAUGUGACUUUGGCAAAAGGUUUUAUUUAUAAAAAGCUUCAACGCAAUGUCGAGAUAUAGAGAUUGUGACUUGUGGUGCAACUGGCGUGUAGCAUAUAUGUAAAGAAAAAUAUCUUAUCUAUAUAAUUAGUUUUGGGUUCUUAUU